Budorcas taxicolor (takin) is the source of this 2280-nucleotide messenger RNA. RefSeq names its product zinc finger protein 354A. The record is from RefSeq and is a predicted model, not a curated record. The transcript is spliced from 5 exons. The coding region runs from base 156 to 1976 and encodes 606 amino acids. NCBI's taxonomy places the organism in Eukaryota, Metazoa, Chordata, Mammalia, Artiodactyla, Bovidae. Gene Ontology annotation, molecular function: DNA-binding transcription factor activity, RNA polymerase II-specific; RNA polymerase II cis-regulatory region sequence-specific DNA binding. Gene Ontology annotation, biological process: regulation of DNA-templated transcription.
GGCAGCACCUCGGGCGAGUCCAACCCCAAGCUGCUGUCAGGCUGUGGCAGUUCCGGAGCCUCCCGCCUGCAGCCCACGGAACCCCAGAGGCCUAGGCGAGAUCUGGCUUCUGGAGACUUCACCCAUCCUCAGGAGACACUGGCCAGAAAGAAGACAUGGCUACUGAACAGAGGGAAGCAAGGUCUCAGGUGUCAGUGACGUUCGAAGAUGUGGCUGUGCUCUUUACACGGGAUGAGUGGAGAAAGCUGGCUCCUCCUCAGAGAAACUUGUACCAAGAUGUGAUGCUGGAGAACUAUAGUAAUCUUGUCUCCUUGGGACUCCUAUUUCCCAAACCCAAAGUGAUCUCCCUGUUGCAGCAAGGAGAAGAUCCCUGGAAGGUAGAGAAAGAAAACCUUGGAGGCUCCUCUCUAGGAUGGAAGAACAGUUAUAAAACCACAAAGUCAACUCAAACACAAGGUCAUUCAUUUCAGGAACUGAUAAUGAAAAGAUCCAAAAGGAGUGGACCCUGGGACUUCAAAUCAGAAAAACCCUGCAGAUAUGAAGGCAGAUUAGAGAAAAAGCAGGAGAAAAAAGAAAGUGUACAGAUAGUUUCAGUCACUCACAAGAAAAUCCUCACUAUAGAGAGAAAACAUAAAAAUACUCAAUUUGGGCAAAACUUGAGCCCAAAGUCAGUCUUUUUUAGGCAACAGGUGAUCCCAAGAGAAAAAGCCCCACCGAAAUGUGAAAUACAAGGAAACAGCUUCAAACAAAAUUUCAGUUUAUUUAAUCAACAAAAAACCAACACAGCUGGGAAACGUUAUAAAUGUAGUAUGUGUGAGAAAACUUUCAUAAAUACUUCAUCCCUUCGUAAACAUGAGAAAAACCACAGUGGAGAGAAAUUAUUUAAAUGUAAAGACUGUUCAAAAGCCUUUAAUCAAAGUUCAGCACUUAUUCAACAUCAAAUAACUCAUACUGGAGAGAAACCCUAUAUAUGUAAAGAAUGUGGGAAAGCCUUCACUCUCAGUACAUCCCUUUAUAAACACUUAAGAACACAUACUGUGGAGAAAUCCUAUAGGUGUAAAGAAUGUGGUAAAUCCUUCAGCAGAAGGUCAGGCCUUUUUAUACAUCAAAAAAUCCAUGCUGGAGAAAACCCCUAUAAAUAUAAUCCAGGUAGGAAAGCAUCUAGUUGCAGUACAUCCCUUCCUGGAUGUCAGAGAAUUCAUUCCAGAAAAAAGUCCUACUUAUGUAAUGAAUGUGGUAAUACCUUUAAGUCUAGUUCAUCCCUUCGUUAUCAUCAGAGAAUUCACACAGGAGAGAAACCUUUUAAAUGUAGUGAGUGUGGGAGAGCCUUCAGUCAGAGUGCAUCUCUUAUUCAACAUGAAAGAAUUCACACUGGAGAAAAGCCUUACAGAUGUAAUGAAUGUGGAAAAGGCUUCACUUCUAUUUCACGACUUAAUAGACACCGAAUAAUUCAUACUGGUGAGAAGUUUUAUAAUUGUAAUGAAUGUGGUAAAGCCUUAAGUUCCCACUCAACACUUAUUAUUCAUGAAAGAAUUCAUACUGGAGAGAAACCAUGUAAAUGUAAAGUGUGUGGGAAAGCCUUCAGACAAAGUUCAGCUCUCAUUCAACAUCAGAGAAUGCACACUGGAGAAAGACCCUAUAAAUGCAACGAGUGUGGAAAAACAUUCAGAUGUAACUCAUCCCUUAGUAAUCAUCAGAGAAUUCACACUGGAGAGAAACCAUAUCGAUGUGAAGAAUGUGGGAUAUCUUUUGGCCAAAGUUCAGCUCUUAUUCAACAUCGGCGGAUUCAUACAGGAGAGAAACCCUUCAAAUGUAAUACAUGUGGGAAAACUUUUAGACAAAGCUCAUCACGUAUUGCCCAUCAGAGAAUUCAUACUGGAGAGAAACCCUAUGAGUGUAAUACAUGCGGGAAACUUUUCAAUCACAGGUCAUCUCUUACUAAUCAUUAUAAAAUUCAUAUUGAAGAGAACCCCUAGGAAGUAGAUUUGCAUGUUUCUGAAACCAAAGCUCACCAGAAUACAUGAGAGUGAUAUAAUAAAUGUAAUGGAUAUGAAAAACCUUUCUAUAGUUUAGUCCUCAUCAGAUAAUAAGUCCUAAGGACAAACCUAUGACAUGCAUAAUGAGGAAGCCUGUCAGACAGUUUGUAAUAACCUAAAAUGAAGAAUCCCUGACUGGAGACAUUGACUUUGGGCAUUUGUAAAAUAAUUGUUUUCUUUCUACAGCAGUGUAGUCUGUCUGUCAUAUGUAAUUGUUAUAAGCAUCUAGGUGAUGAGGGGAGGU